GAUUGUAAAUAAGACCGCCAAAACUGUUUUAUUUACAAAAGUGAUGCCGGCUGUUUUAGAAUACCGUUCCCAGUUGUUUUAACAGUUUUUUGGUCAUUUUUGGCUCUUUACUUCUCGCCAAUUUCCGUGUGUUUUUUACACUACGCGUAUAAUGGCGAGCUCGGCUAACUCGAACCCAGUGCCUAAACUGUACAAGACUGUGAUUGAAGAUGUGAUCAAUGAAGUGCGUGAGUUGUUCCUCGAUGAGGGUGUGGAUGAACAAGUGCUUCUGGAGCUAAAAACGCUAUGGGAAAGCAAACUGUUGCAGUCCAAGGCAGUGGAGGGCUUCCAUACAGAGGAACAGGCAGCCCUUCAGGCCGCACAGCAGCAGCAGCAACAGCCAUCACAGCAGCAAGUACAACAAGGCCAGCAGGUGACACAGCCAGCUCAGGCCCAGCAAGUCAUCCUGCCUCCCCAGCAGCAACAAGCACCCCAACAGCAAGUAAUUGUACCAGAUUCCAAGAUUCUCCAGCAUAUGACAACAACAGGGAUGAGUGCAGCUGCUACACAAGCAGCUCUGGCUCUGCCGACAGGGGUCACACCAUACCCACAGAUCAUCACCAGUUCGGGUCAGUUCGUGCAAGUUUUGCGUGCACCGAAUGGAGCUCAGUACUUCAUCCAGCAGCCAUCACAGCCCAUCCUACUGCAGCAGCAGAUGCAGCCUGGUUCAGUGCAGGCUCCAGUUAUACAACAGGUCUUGGCUCCUCUUCAAGGAGGCAUUCCUCAGCAAACAGGGGUCAUCAUCCAGCAGCCACAGCUCGUCUUAGCUCCUGGAAAUAAAGUCCAAGGCAGCACACAGGUUACGCAGGCUGCUGCUAUGGCACCUCAGCCAGGUCAGGCAGCACAGGUCCAGCAGGCCCAGGGUGCAGCAGUGCCACAGGCCCAGGUGCAGAGCCAGGCUCAGCAGGCGGCCCCUGGUCAAGCUCAGCCUCCCAUGAUGCUGCAGGUAGACGGCGCUGGCGACACAUCGUCAGAUGAAGACGAGGAUGAUGAAGAGGAGUAUGAUGAGGACAUGGAAGAGGAAAAAGAUAAGGACGGGGGAGAAGAUGGGCAGGUGGAAGAGGAGCCCCUGAAUAGUGGAGAUGAUGUGAGUGAUGAUGGGGAGGACCAGGAGCUGUUUGACACAGAGAAUGUAGUUGUGUGCCAGUAUGAUAAGAUCCACAGGAGUAAGAACAAAUGGAAAUUUCACCUGAAGGACGGGAUCAUGAAUCUGAACGGAAGAGAUUAUGUCUUCUCCAAAGCCAUCGGGGAUGCCGAAUGGUGAGAGUGGACGACUAAGCCAGGCAACGGGAUCAGGAUUUUUUUUACUCCUCCUAUCCAGUUAAUGGCCUAUAUCAAUAUCCAUCCUUAUCCUGUGACUGGAUUGGAUUGCAGCAAGUCUGACGAGUCUUUUAAGAACUCAAAGGACUGCAAGAUCCUUUAUUACAAGCCAGAUGUCACUGGUCGCUCAACAAACAGCUUUGCGGGAUGAGAAACUGAAAGCGAAAGGGAAACUCGCCCUCUUUGUUUCUCAGCCUUCUAGCAUUUACCUUAGUGAAUUCCCUCACAUCAUUUCACAGGAUGCACGUGUCAGAGGACCAGAGUGUGAUGACAUUGAAAGUGUGUAAAUGCACUGCUUGUUGUUUGACACUUUCAGCGUGUCUACACUAAUGAAGUUGAAACUUAGAGAUUGCUGCCUUCACAUCUGCCGGAAGUUACUUCUGGCCUCACUUUUCUUUUUGUUCAUUCUACGAAUUUUUGAGAAAGAUGCUGAGGUUUAAAGAGCUUAAUUGUUUUAAAGUUUCUUUUAAAUUGAAGGGUUAUAACAGAGAAGUUGAAUAACGUGAAAUUUAGCAUAAUUUAUACUUGUUUAAAGGCAUUAUUUUAAAUCAAGCAAGAAAUGAUUCCAAAUGUUCUUCUUUCCCCCUUGUCAGCUUUUCAGUAGCGUCAUUCCACCAAGCAAAAUAGUCAGCGCCAUCCCUUGUUUAAUUGAUUUCUCUGCAGCCUUCAGUUUACUAAUACGAGUGUACGCUUUACGUAGUCAAGUGUGUUCACUCUGCGUGUGCGUUUGUCAAUUGUAUAACUGAGCACCCUUUAAACCUCCCAGAAAACUGUAUGUUACCACUUUUAGCGCAACACUUGACGCAAUUUUCUAUUUAUUCAUGAAAGUUUUUUUUUUUUUUUUUUCUGAUCUGCACCAAACUGUGCUCUUACAAUCAAAUAAGUGUUCCUUUUUUGUUGGCUGAGCAAAGCUGUGUGACAUUGUUACCAAUCAUCUUGGAUGUCCUGUUGUGUUCGUUGUAGUCCUUGAUUUUUCUAACAGGCAUGUUUUCUAUUGAGAGGAUUUCAAAUGGGGUUAGGCGGGACAGAAUGGUGUGAGUUUCUCAAAUGUUUUAGUAACCUAUUGCAGAAAUAUUAAAGUACAUGUUUUGUGGGGGCUUUGGAGUUAACUCACUAGUGAGUGGGCUCCCUGAUUAUAUUGUGAAUACACGUCAACCUUAAGAAGGAAGCAUUUGUACGUGUUCAUGUGAGCAACCUUGGUGUCUUUUGGCAUUUAAGCGGUCCCAAAAAUGUUUUCUGGCUAAAGAAAAUUGAGUAAUUGAUUUUAUUCAUUAGCUCUGUGUGAAUGAUGGCUCAUAGAAGAGAGUCACGGUUGUUCCCACAUACUGUACUUCAAUGUUGAGUGUGCCUUUUUGAUUUGUACUCCUGCUCUUCUUGUACUUCCCAAGGAGGGUGUCUGAGAAAUGUUUUGACCUUUGCUCUGUCGUGACUUCUACUAGCUGUUGAAACGUAUUGUUCAAUAAAAUGUUUUAUAAAUUCCACUAUACUCA
Molecule: messenger RNA, 2849 nt
Organism: Corythoichthys intestinalis (scribbled pipefish)
Lineage: Eukaryota; Metazoa; Chordata; Actinopteri; Syngnathiformes; Syngnathidae
Gene: gtf2a1
Product: general transcription factor IIA, 1
Exons: 10
Coding region: 152-1303 (383 amino acids)
Biological process (GO): transcription initiation at RNA polymerase II promoter; transcription by RNA polymerase II
Cellular component (GO): transcription factor TFIIA complex
Source: RefSeq, a predicted model, not a curated record